Molecule: messenger RNA, 3823 nt
Organism: Peromyscus eremicus (cactus mouse)
Lineage: Eukaryota; Metazoa; Chordata; Mammalia; Rodentia; Cricetidae
Gene: Simc1
Product: SUMO interacting motifs containing 1
Exons: 10
Coding region: 127-3591 (1154 amino acids)
Source: RefSeq, a predicted model, not a curated record
GGGCCGGCGGGGUACUAACCCCAGUGUAGGCGAAGCGGUCGCUGCAGUCGCUUCAGCAGCUGGAACCGGAGUCGCAGUCGCCAGGGUCGCUGGCCGCCGGCGCGUGGCUCAGCCGGGCCCGUAGCCAUGGAGGACUUCAUCGUGAUCUCCGACGACAGCGGCUCCGAGAGCUCGGCCGGGACCCGCUCGGGCAGGGCGCGGAGGCUGCGCCGGGCCCUGUCCCGGACCCCCGGCGCGCUGCCCCGCCGAACCGUGGACUUCAUUGACCUAACUAGAGAGACCAGAACAAGGGCAAAAGAUCGUAAUGGACUUUGUGUGAUUGAUCUGACAAGAAGUGAGGAAGAAAAUAGACCUAUUGCCACUCUUGAUUUGACUUUGGAACCUGUAGCUUCCUCUCAGAAGGAGCCACCCAGUCUUCAGACAUGUGCCAGUCUAUCAGGCAAAGAGGUGAUGGAAGCCCAGGGAGAUAGAGGCUCUCAGCCUACAGCACAGAGAAUGGUCAACAAUGAUCCUGUAGAUUUGGAUUUGUUGGAGGAAAACAUGUUUGAAGGUUCUCGACCCCCUACAGCUAUCAGCCAGGACUCUGUUUAUCCAUCAGAGCCAAACUGUAGCUCAGUCAUGUACAAAGGUGGCCUCAGCUUCUUGACAAGCCUACAUCUCUCUUCAGAUGUUACCUCCUUCUCCUCAACAAGCAAUAACAGUAGCAGCAGCAAUCAGAGGGCCUCUUUGCCAUGCCCACAGCAAGAUGUGCCUUGCCAACCACAAGGCUUGCUGUGCCCGCUACAAGCCUUAUCAUGCCCACUAAGAGCUUCACCAUGUCCACCACGUGCUUCCUCAUGUCCACCACAAGCCUUGUCAGGUCCACCACAAGCCUUGUCAUGUCCAUCACAAACUUUGUCAUGUCCAUCAAAAACUGUGCAGUGCCACCUCCAAGCUUUGCCUCAUCCACCUCAAGAAGUGCCAUGCCCUCCUCAAGAUGUGCCAUGCCCUCAGCAGAAUAUGCCAAGCACACGUCAAAAUUUAUCAUGGCAUCCUCAUCAACACCCACUAUACCCACCCCAAGACACUCUGGGCCUACCUCAAGAUGCGCCAGGUCGACCUCAAAACCUGUCCUAUCCACAAGAUGUGACACAACUGCAAGACAUGCCAUGGUCACUGCAAGACAUGCCACUGUCACUACAAGAAGUGCUACAGUCACUGCAAGAUGUGCCACCACUGCUGAGAGAUGUGCCACCGUCAUCAGAAGUGAUGCAAUUACCAGGAUAUGUGACACAGUCAUCAGGAGAUGUGAUGCAGUUACCCGGAGGUGUGAUACGGUCAUCAGGAGGCGUGAUGAGGUCAUCAGGAGGUGUAACACAUUCACUAGGAGGUGUGAUGCGGUCAUCAGGAGAUGCAAUACACUCACUAGGAGGUGUAACACAGUCAUCAGGAAGUGUGAUGAAGUUACCAAGUGUGCCACAGUCAUCAGGAGAUGUGAUACAGUCACCAGGAAAUGUGAUGCAGUCACCAAGUGUGCCACAGUCAUCAGGAGAUGUGAUGCAGUCACCAGAUGUGCCACAGUCAUCAGGAGAUGUGAUGCAGUCACCAGAUGUGCCACAGUUAUCAGAUGUGAUGCAGUCACCAGGAAAUGUGUCACAGUCAUCAGGAGAUGUGAUACAGUCACCAGGUGUGUCAAAGUCAUCAGGAGAUGUGAUGCAGUCACCAGGUGUGCCACAGUUAUCAGAUGUGAUGCAGUUACCAGGUGUGUCAAAGUCAUCAAGAGAUGUGAUACAGUCACCAGGAAAUGUGUCACAGUCAUCAAGAGAUGUGAUACAGUCACCAGGUGUGUCAAAGUCAUCAGGAGAUGUGAUACAGUCACCAGGUGUGUCAAAGUCAUCAGGAGAUGUGAUACAGUCACCAGGUGUGUCAAAGUCAUCAGGAGAUGUGAUGCAGUCACCAGGUGUGCCACAGUCAGUUAGAGAUGCACCACACUUACCAGGAGAUGUGUCUCACUCACCACAAGGGUUAUUGGACUUAGCAAGAGACAAGCCAAAAUCUGCCCCAGAUGAUGUGCAGAAUCGUGACACUCCUAUGGAUAUCUCAGCUCCGUCCUCUCCAAGUUGCUCUGCCAGCCCACUAUCUCCACAGUCUGAAUUUUCCUUAGAAAAAGUUCCUUGGCUCUCUGUCACAGACAGCUUAGCCAGAAAAGAGAGAUCAUUUCCACAGCUUGCCAACCCUGGGUCUGCCCAGAUACAAGGACAAAUACCACAAGUUGGGGUAUACAAUAGACCUUGCCUGCAUAGACUGAAAUACUUCUUACGACCGCCAGUGCAUCAUCUCUUCUUCCAGACAUUAAUACCAGAUAAAGACACACGGGAGAGCAAGGGUCAGAAAUUAGAGCCCAUCCCUCAUCGAAGACUAAGAAUGGUGACAAACACUAUUGAAGAAAACUUUCCUUUGGGGACUGUGCAGUUCUUAAUGGACUUUGUUUCACCCCAGCAUUACCCACCCAGAGAAAUUGUGGCUCACAUCAUCCAGAAAAUCCUGCUCAGUGGCUCUGAGACUGUGGAUGUCCUCAAGGAGGCCUACAUGCUUCUCAUGAAAAUUCAACAGCUGCAUCCAGCCAAUGCCAAGACUGUGGAAUGGGACUGGAAACUGCUCACCUAUGUCAUGGAAGAAGAGGGACAGACUCUGCCAGGACGAAUCCUCUUUCUACGUUAUGUAGUACAAACCCUGGAAGAUGACUUCCAGCAGAUUUUGAGGAGACAGCGGCAGCACCUCCAGCAAUCCAUUGCAAACACUGUUCUUUCGUGUGACAAACAGCCCCACAACGUCAGAGAUGUUAUCAAGUGGCUGGUCAAAGCAGUGACUGAAAAUGAAUUAACACAGCCCCCAGAUGGGACUCAGACCUCUUCAGGAGCAGGAGUCUUGAAAGCUAGCAGUGACCACUUGUCUCCCCAGCCUAACCUGACCAGGAACACCAAUCAGCUGGUUGUGUGUCAGCUUCAGAGGAUGUUGUCCAUCGCUGUGGAGGUGGACAGGACUCCUACCUGCAGCUCCAAUAAAAUAGCUGAGAUGAUGUUUGGGUUUGUGCUGGACAUCCCUGAGAGGAGUCAGAGGGAGAUGUUCUUUACUACUAUGGAAAGCCAUCUUCUGCGCUGCAAAGUGUUAGAGAUCAUAUUCCUCCACAGCUGUGAGACGCCCACCCGGCUUCCCUUGUCUCUGGCCCAGGCCCUCUAUUUUCUGAACAACUCCACAUCACUGCUCAAGUGUCAGUCAGAUAAAGCCCAGUGGCAGACAUGGGAUGAGCUGGUUGAGCAUCUGCAGUUCCUGCUGUCCAGUUAUCAGCAUGUGCUGAGAGAGCACCUACGGAGUUCAGUGAUUGAUCGGAAAGAUUUGAUCAUCAAAAGAAUCAAGCCCAAGCCCCAGCAAGGAGAUGACAUCACGGUGGUGGACGUGGAAAAGCAGAUUGAGGCCUUCCGCAGCCGCCUGAUCCACAUACUAGGAGAACCUCUAGUCCCCCAGCUCCAAGACAAAGUGCAUUUGUUGAAGCUGCUGCUCUUCUAUGCUGCCGACUUGAACCCCGACACAGAGCCUGCCCCACAGCACUGAGGCAGCCAGACUUCUAAGCAUUGAGUACCAAGAAUACCUCCUGACUGUCGCCAGCUACUUAGAAGCUCUGAAGUACAAACAGUAGUUAAGAAUAUCAUAGGACCAAACCUAUCUUAUUUAUCUGUAGGCUGUACUCACUUUGAAACUCUUCAGUGUAUCUUUUUUUAUAAUCCUUAUCCUAGCCUAUUCAAAUGUGGCUUAAAUAUACAAUGUGUAUAUAUUUUUUAUUAAA